Panicum virgatum (switchgrass) is the source of this 2015-nucleotide messenger RNA. RefSeq names its product geraniol 8-hydroxylase-like. The record is from RefSeq and is a predicted model, not a curated record. The coding region runs from base 354 to 1850 and encodes 498 amino acids. Gene Ontology annotation, molecular function: heme binding; iron ion binding; monooxygenase activity. The transcript is spliced from 2 exons. NCBI's taxonomy places the organism in Eukaryota, Viridiplantae, Streptophyta, Magnoliopsida, Poales, Poaceae.
GCAGUAGUACGGCAGGUCUGUUUUCAGAGCAAGCUGCGCUUUGCCCAUUUUUUCCAUGCUAGCAUCGGCGAAGGCCAAGGUGACCACUCCUACAUCACCACUUGCUUUGUUUCUCCCUACACUGUGUACACACACUCGAGAGUCAAACAACUAACAAGCGUCGCAGCCAAAUUGCCAACAAAUUCUCCUACCAAAUGGUCAGCUGGUAAUUAAGCCACACACCGUUCCUUUAUAUAUAGAUAUAUAGUUGAUGGUGCCGGGUGCCCUCAUCACGCACAUCUCAAGAUCACAGGCACGCAGCCCAUUUUCAUCUCGUUGGCUCGCUCGUCACGUACGCCACCGUCGCGUUAGCAAUGGCGCCCGUGCUGCUCCCGUGGCUGGCAUGGCUGCUAUUCCCCCUCGCCGCCGUAUACCUCCUCGGCCUCCUCGGGAACGGCCGGCGGCGCGGCCUGCCGCCGGGGCCCCGCCCGCUGCCUGUCAUCGGCAGCCUCCACCUGCUCGGCAACCAGCCGCACCGCUCCCUCGCGAGCCUCGCCAAGGCCCACGGCCCGCUCAUGUCCCUCCGCCUGGGCUCGGUCACCACGGUGGUGGCCUCCUCCCCGGCCGCCGCCCGGGAGCUCCUGCAGCAGCACGACGCCGCCUUCAGCAACAGGUCCGUGCCGGACGCCGCCGGCGACCACGCCCGGAACUCCUCCGUCUGGCUGCCCAACGCGCCGCGGUGGCGCGCGCUCCGCAAGAUCAUGGGCACCGAGCUGUUCGCGCCGCACCGGCUGGACGCGCUCCAGCACCUCCGUCGCGACAAGGUGCGGGAGCUCGUGGACCACGUCGGCCGGCUGGCGCGGCGCGGGGAGGCCGUCAACGUCGGCCGCGUGGCGUUCACGACGAGCCUGAACCUCGUCUCCCGCACCAUCUUCUCGCGCGACCUGACGAGCCUGGACGACGACGGCCGUUCCGGGGAGUUCCAGGAGGUGGUGACGGACAUCAUGGAGGCCGUGGGGAGCCCCAACGCCUCGGACUUCUUCCCGGCGCUCGCGGCGGCCGACCUGCAGGGCUGGCGGCGGCGGCUGGCGCGGCUGUUCGCGCGGCUGCACCGUACCUUCGACGAGGAGAUCGACGCGAGGCUGCGCGGCCGCGAGGCCGGCGAGCCCAAGAAGAACGACUUCCUCGACCUGCUGCUCGACGCCGCGGAGGACGGCGACAACACGGCGAGGCUGGAUCGCGACACGCUACGGUCGCUGUUCACGGAUCUAUUUGCUGCUGGGAGUGACACAAGCUCUAGCACAGUGGAAUGGGCAAUGACGGAGUUGCUUCAAAGCCCAGCUUCGAUGGCCAAAGCCUGCGACGAACUUGCAACAGUUAUUGGCUCAAGAGGAAGCAUCGAAGAAUCUGAUAUUGGCCGGCUGCCCUAUCUUCAAGCUGUGGUGAAGGAAACUUUCAGGCUACAUCCUCCUGCUCCGCUGUUGCUACCACGGCACACACAGGCUGAUACAAAGAUAAUGGGGUACACAAUUCCUCAGGGCUCUCGUGUGUUCGUAAACGUAUGGGCAAUGGGCAGAGACAAGGAGACAUGGCCUGAACCUGAGAAGUUCAUGCCCGACAGGUUUCUGGGAAGGACGGUUGAUCUCAGAGGUGGGGACUUCGAUCUCAUCCCGUUCGGCGGUGGCCGUCGGAUCUGCCCGGGAAUGCCGCUGGCAAUCAGGAUGGUGCAUCUGGUUCUUGCGUCGCUGUUGAAUCAGUUCACAUGGAGGCUUCCAGACGAGGUUGAAAGAAGUGGGGUUGACAUGGCUGAAAAGUUUGGCCUGACAUUGACCAAGGCUGUGCCUCUUUAUGCUAUUGCCACACCACUUUGAUUCAGCAAGUCACCCUAUUGUAAACAACUAGUAUAUUGCCCGUGCUAAUGCCACGGGGAUACAAACUUUGUAAUGAAAAUCAAACAAGCUGAAAAAAUAUAUAAUUUCUUAUUAUCGAACAAGCUGAAAAUUAUAUAAUUUUGUAUUCAAGCAGAGAAUGCGAUA